AUGCAUCUGUUUGCCGUCUCUGUGCUGCUAAUGCUUGCCAUUCCAUUUAUCAUGACCGAACUUGAUUCAUUCAGUUCAUGUCUUGAUUCUUUUUCAAAUGAAAAACCUCCAGUGAUUCAUGAUAUUCUGGAGAAUUCAGUCUCAAAGGAUCAAAACCGUUAAGAACAUUAAGGCAGAAUCUUUUUUGCAACUCUCUAUGACACAGGAAAUAAGAUCCCCAUUUUCUCAGCCUACAAAUAUACCGGGAAAGGAGCUUUCACAAGACCAAAGAUUAAUUUUCGCAGUGAGAGUAAGCUUAAUAAUCAGCAGCAGGCUCAAGAUAAGGACUACAGAAACAACAACAUAAGGAUGAGUCGUGGUCAUUUAUUUCCCAGCAGCCAUGCAGCUGAUCUAGAAACUGCCUCUUCUACAUUCACCCUGACCAAUGCUGUGCCACAGGAGGAAAGCUUUAAUAAAGGAAUAUGGAAGAUCAAGGAAGAAACUUUUCAAAAAAACAUGAAUGAAAACUGCCUUAGUAAUAACAACAAAAUUGUGGCCCAUGUGCUGACAGGAGCUAUACCUGGCACCGAGAAAAUGAAGGAGAAAGUGAACAUUCCUUCACACGUGUGGAUGGCUUUUUGCUGCUAUAACAAUAAGAAAGAUUCAUGGGUCUCCCAAGCUUACUGUGCUACAAACGAAGCAAACAGCAAAGCCGACCUUACUACAGAAAGCUUGUCUGAGUUACAGCAAUUCAUAAAUGUUAAAUUGGGGAAAGAAGUAGUUCUGUUUCAUGACAUGUCCCUUCCAGCUCAGGUGAGCCUUCCAUUCCUUCCCGAUCUUCAUGUGGAGAUCGAGAAGGCUUGGAAAAAUCAAUUCUUGUCCCGCAUCCACAGAUUCCAGCAUACUAGUUAUGCCAACAUCGAGGGGAUGCGUGAGAAUGGUUAUGAAAAGAUGCCCCUUUCCCUGCUGUCCAAACCCCUUCAAAAAAGGGAUACUUCUCGUUUGACUGUCAGGUCAUACGGGGCAGCAGGUCAGGCUGCAGCCUCGUUGCACACCAAGGUGGUGCUUCCGGCUUAUCAGGCUGAACUACUGAAAGUGGAUAAAGGCAGGGUCUAUCCCUGA
This is a messenger RNA of Sinocyclocheilus grahami, 1101 nucleotides long. RefSeq names its product endonuclease domain-containing 1 protein-like. The record is from RefSeq and is a predicted model, not a curated record. NCBI's taxonomy places the organism in Eukaryota, Metazoa, Chordata, Actinopteri, Cypriniformes, Cyprinidae. The transcript has 3 exons. Gene Ontology annotation, molecular function: hydrolase activity; metal ion binding; nucleic acid binding.